This is a messenger RNA of Lacerta agilis (Sand lizard), 4334 nucleotides long. RefSeq names its product insulin receptor related receptor (gene INSRR). NCBI's taxonomy places the organism in Eukaryota, Metazoa, Chordata, Lepidosauria, Squamata, Lacertidae. The record is from RefSeq and is a predicted model, not a curated record. The transcript has 22 exons. Gene Ontology annotation, cellular component: insulin receptor complex; membrane; axon. Bases 65 to 4216 code for a protein of 1383 amino acids. Gene Ontology annotation, molecular function: ATP binding; insulin receptor substrate binding; phosphatidylinositol 3-kinase binding. Gene Ontology annotation, biological process: protein autophosphorylation; positive regulation of phosphatidylinositol 3-kinase/protein kinase B signal transduction; multicellular organism development.
CCCCUCCCCAGUGUUGCCCCCUCCUCUCCUCCUUUGCCCUCGAGAACUGGGUUGUUCAUGGACCAUGGAGCGGAAGGUGAAGGGAGGGCGCCCUGCUCUCGCCUUCUGGCAUGCCAAGGAAGCCCUGCUCAUCCUUUGCCUCUUCUGGCUGGCUCCGCCUGAACCCGUUGCAGCAGAAAUCUGCGAGAGCAUGGAUAUCCGCGUUGAUGUCUCCCAGCUGCGGAAUCUGGAGAACUGCACCAUCAUCGAGGGCAACCUGCAGAUCCUCCUGUUGUUCACCACCAGCAGCGAGGAUUUCCACCCCUUCAGCUUCCCCCGCCUGGUCAUGAUCACGGAGUACCUCCUGCUCUUCCGUGUCUACGGGCUGGAGAGCUUGCGCGACCUCUUCCCCAACCUGGCGGUCAUCCGGGGGACCAGCCUCUUCUUCAACUAUGCCCUGGUCAUCUUUGAAAUGCCGCACCUGCGUGACAUCGGCCUGCACAGCCUGACCAACAUCCUGAACGGCUCCGUGCGCAUCGAGCGCAACCAGGAGCUCUGCCACAUCUCCACCAUCGACUGGGGACUGAUGCAGACCCCCCACGCCCUCGAGCAAAACAUCAUCUUGCACAACAAGCCCGCGGAGGAGUGUGCCGAUGUAUGCCCGGGCAUCCUGGAUGUGGAGAAGCCCUGCGUCCAGACCCAGACCAGCCUCAAGGGGCAGCUGGAGUAUCGCUGCUGGACCUCCAGCAACUGCCAGAAAGUGUGUCCCUGCAAAGUGGGGGGUGCUGCCUGCACCAGCUCCUCCGAGUGCUGCCACCGGGAAUGCCUGGGGAGCUGCCACCGCCCGGGAGACAGGCAUGCCUGCACCGCCUGCCACCACUUCUACUUCAACGGGCACUGCCUGAGCUCCUGCCCGGAGCUGACCUACGAAUACGAGGGGUGGCGCUGCGUGACCGCGGAGCACUGUGCCAGCCUGCGCAAGGUGUCAGAGAACCCCCGCGACUCCUCCAAGUUUGUCAUCCACCAGAGGCAGUGCCUUGCCGAGUGCCCCUCGGGUUACAAGAGGAAUGAGAGCAGCAUCUUCUGCCACAAGUGUGAGGGGCUUUGCCCAAAGGAAUGCAAAGUGGGCACCAAGACCAUUGACUCCACUAGGGCAGCCAAGGACCUGGCUGGCUGCACCCUCAUCGAGGGCAAUCUCAUCCUGAACAUCCGCCGGGGAGAUAACCUGGCCUCUGCCCUGCAGGGCAGUCUUGGCCUGAUUGAGACCAUCACGGGCUUCCUGAAGAUCAAGCACUCCUUUGCCCUCAUCUCUUUGUCCUUCUUCAAGAACCUCAAGCUCAUCCGAGGGGACUCCAUGGUGGACGGGAACUACACGCUCUACGUGCUGGAUAACCAGAACCUCCAGCAGCUCUGGGACUGGAGCCACCACACCCUCUCCAUCCCCGUUGGCAAGAUGUACUUUGCCUUCAACCCCAGGCUCUGCCUGUCAGAGAUUUACCGCAUGGAGGAGAUCACAGGGACAAAGGGCAGACAAAACAAAGCAGAAAUCAAUCCCCGGACCAACGGCGACCGAGCCUCCUGUAAGACCCAAACCCUGCGCUUUGUGUCCAACACCACUGAGUCAGAUCGCAUCUUUCUCAAGUGGGAGCGCUACUGGCCCCCAGAGUAUCAUGACCGCCUGAGCUUCAUCAUCUACUACAAGGAAUCGCCCUUCCAGAACGUGACGGAAUACAUUGGGCAGGACGCCUGCGGUGCCAACAGCUGGAACGUGGUGGAUGUGGAGCCGCCCCUGAACAACGAGCAGGAGCCGGGGGUGGUGCUUCAGAGCCUCAAGCCCUGGACCCAGUAUGCCAUCUUUGUGCGGGCCAUCACCCUCACCACCGCCGAGGAGAGGCGCAACUACGGGGCUCAGAGCGAGGUGGUUUACAUCCGUACCAUGCCUGCAGCUCCGACGGUUCCCCGGGACGUCAUCUCCAUGUCCAACUCCUCGUCCCACCUCAUUGUCCGGUGGAAGCCACCCAGCCAGCCCAAUGGCAACAUCACCUACUACCUGGUCUUGUGGCAGCAGCUGGCUGAGGACUCUGAGCUGUUUGUCAAUGACUAUUGCCACAAAGGCCUCCGCCUGCCCACCAGCAGCGCAGACACUCGCUUUGACACAGACGAUGGCGAAGGCCAGGAGGAUGGGGAGGAGCAGCAGUGCUGCCCGUGUCAAAGCCCUGUGGGACAAACCCCCCUGAGGGAUGAAACCGUCUCUUUCCAGAAGAAGUUUGAAAACUUCCUGCAUAAUUCCAUCAUCAUCCCCAGACCCCCCUGGAAAGUCACUUCCAUCAACAAGAUCUCUUACAGGAUCCCAAAGAGGCGCAGGGACACCUUUGCCGUAACCCCUGUUCCUGGCCACGCCUUUGCCAACACAUCGUCCCCAGAAGUCCUGGGGAAUGGAGUGACCCCAAACCGCACAGGGUCCAGCAGCUCCAAAACUGAGAAGGAUUUCCGCAUCUUUGAGGAUAAAGUGGUCCGGGAUCGGACGGCCAUCUCUAACCUGCGCCAUUUUACUGAGUACCGCAUCGACAUCCACGCCUGCAACCAUGCUGCACAGACUGUGGGCUGCAGUGCUGCCACCUUCGUCUUUGCCAGAACCAUGCCGGAACCUCAAGCAGACAACAUCCCUGGCAAUGUGACCUGGGAGCCAGCGGGGAAAAACCGAGUCCUCCUCAAGUGGGAGGAGCCAAAGAAUCCCAACGGGCUCAUCCUCAAGUACGAGAUCAAGUACAGCCGGGAGAGUGAGAAAGUCACCUCGGUUGUCUGCGUCUCUCGCCACCGCUACACUCGGAACGGGGGCUACCUCCUCGACCUCCUCCAGCCUGGAAAUUACUCUGCCAAGGUCCGGGCCACUUCACUGUCAGGGAACGGCUCGUGGACCGGACUGAUCAAGUUUUACAUCCUGGGGCCGGAGGAAGAGGAGCCCGGAAACUUCUAUGUGCUCUUGACGCUGAUGCCCGUUGUCUUGAUGGUGGGGAUCACUUGCCUGGCCGUCUUUGUUUUCUUAUACAACAAGAAAAGGAGCACAGAGGGAUACCCCAGUGGCACGCUGUACGCCUCAGUCAACCCUGAAUACUUCAGCACCUCAAACAUGUACGUCCCGGACGAGUGGGAGGUGCCGCGGGAGAAGAUCACGGUGCUGCGGGAGCUGGGCCAGGGCUCCUUUGGGAUGGUCUACGAAGGGCUUGCCAAGGACAUCGAGCAGGAGGGGGAGAAGACCAGAGUGGCACUGAAGACGGUCAACGAGUUGGCCACCACGCGGGAGCGCAUCGAGUUCCUGAAUGAGGCCUCAGUCAUGAAAGCCUUCAGGUGCCACCACGUGGUCCGUCUUCUUGGUGUAGUCUCCCAGGGCCAGCCUGCCUUGGUUAUCAUGGAGCUGAUGACGAGGGGGGACCUGAAAAGCUACCUCCGUUCCCUCAGGCCGGAGGCUGAGAAUAACCCUGGCCUGCCUCCCCCAUCGCUGAGGGACAUGAUCCAGAUGGCAGGCGAGAUCGCGGAUGGCAUGGCCUACCUGAAUGCCAAGAAGUUUGUCCACCGGGAUCUUGCUGCCCGUAACUGCAUGGUGUCAGAGGACUUCACUGUGAAGAUUGGGGAUUUCGGCAUGACCAGGGACAUCUAUGAGACGGACUAUUACCGCAAAGGGGGGAAAGGUCUGCUGCCUGUCCGCUGGAUGUCCCCGGAAGCCCUGAAGGACGGCCUCUUCAACACACACUCGGACAUCUGGUCCUUUGGGGUGGUGCUGUGGGAAAUUGCGACGCUGGCAGAGCAGCCCUACCAGGGCAUGUCCAACGAGCAGGUCCUGCACUUCGUGAUGGACAACGGGGUCCUGGAGAAGCCAGAGAACUGUCCCCAGAAGCUCCACGAGCUGAUGACCUGGUGCUGGCAGCAGAACCCCCGCCUCCGCCCCACCUUCGCCCAGAUCCUGGAGAGCAUCAAGGAGGACAUGAGCACCGCCUUCCGCACCCACUCCUUCUUCUACAGCCUGGAGAACAAAUGCUGCAGCUCCUGGGAGGCUUCGGACACAGAGACGGAGCAGCUACUUCUGAGGGGGGAGGAGGAAGCAGCACCUGAGCCGGCCCCACCCCAGGGCGCCCCCAUCCCCAACGGCAGCCCACUCCUCACUCUGGGCCUCGGCAGGGACCCCUUGCAGAGCCAGCCUACAAACUGCUGCCAACCCAAUGGGAAGGUGGGCCUCUGAAGAAGGGUGCCACCCUGGGGCCCACCUCACAGGAGACCUCCAUUGCCCUCUUUGGGACCUGCUGGAAAGCCAGGAUGCUUCUUGGUUGCCUGCUAUGGCGGCUGGAGCGGAGAAAGGA